UUCCGCACCAUGGCUGGCCUGGAUCCUCUGGGAUUUGCCAACACCAGAGUCUUCCGUAUCCCGGUUGGUGCAUCUGAAAAAGAUGCGGAUGGAGUGAAAUUCACCAAGAAUUGGCCUCUUCAACGGACAUCCCUGCGAGGCUCAGCCGGAACCUUCAUGCUUCUGAUGUCUUCGCCUGACACAGGACAUGAUACCAGUACAAUUACGACAUAAACAGCUCCAUUACGCUUAGUGUCAUUCCAUACGACCGCUUUAUUCCGUCGAUCUUUACCUUACACACCUCCUCGGAGGGCCUUGCGAACCUUGGCAUCUCUCAGUCGCACGAGCCAGCCGUGGAGAUAUGCAUUUCGGCCCCUUGACAGCAUCGCAGCACGGUGGCCCAAUUCAUGGGCCUGAUCGACGUAGAGCGGACAUGAUUCAGGACAACGGCGGGUUCCGGCCUGGCGGAGCAAGUCUCCACAAUGUGACAGUUGGACACGACUCAGACAGCGGUACAUUUGCUCGUCGUGUCCGAAAUGGAGCCCCUGCAUCAGAAAAGUCGGUGACCGCAGCUAUGGAAUCGGUCCCCAUCAUGAAUAUUGCUCUGGAAAGCCGUGAGGACGCCUCACCCACGUCGAGCACAAAGGAAUUGAGCUGCUCGGACAGCACUCUGACGGGGCUGGGAUCGAGGAUCCGUUCCUGAAAUCUGAGCGGGUGAAGAUGGUCUCUCAUUCCCUUGAUCGGCAGUUAUGGUACCAUGGGAGACUUGUAGCACGUG
This is a messenger RNA of Cladophialophora immunda, 757 nucleotides long. RefSeq lists its product as uncharacterized. Lineage: Eukaryota; Fungi; Ascomycota; Eurotiomycetes; Chaetothyriales; Herpotrichiellaceae. The transcript has a single exon. The coding region runs from base 341 to 682 and encodes 113 amino acids. The record is from RefSeq and is a predicted model, not a curated record.